GACAGCACUUCGGCGGAGACCCAUGGCGGUGAAACAAAUGACAUGGUUGGGGAUCUGAAUCACACAGAGCAGAGGAACCGGCGCCCGUGGACAGUGAGAUACCCGCGGAGGUGAGAGGAGGAGACGAGCGCGGGGAUUCGAUACAAUGUAUCAGAGUGACUCCGAAGGGGUCGUGCCAUUGUCCGAUUGAGGAGACAGGACCACGGACCUAAAACACAGUUUUAACCUAGAGCAUUUUGAAGGUCAUUGAAAAUGAUCAGAGCAGAGAGCAAGGGUGAACGCACCCUGCGGAGUGCGUCCCCGCAUAGAAAUGCGUACAAGUCGGACUUCCACGCCAUUAAGUGCUCUUUUGAUGGCACCAAAUCCGACAGCGAGGCCAAAUCUUAUGCUAAUGGAGCCAGCGACCCCCGGGAGGACACUAGAGGGAGGCCGUUUGGCAACCGGGUCAACAAAAUAAAGAACAUCUUCCUGCAAAUGGACGGCCAGCAAGCGCCUGAGAGUCAGGAACCUGCUCACAAAACAGACGCAUCUUCUCCUGUAUCCCCAGUGUCCAGCACUCACAAAACCGGCCCCAGUAGCGCCAACAACCAAGAGCCGCAGAGCGCGGACAGAACUCCAAAGGGAGAGGAAGUCGAGGUCGAUAAAGUCACCCUGGCGGAAAAGUUUUCAGUUACCAGAAAACUCUUUGAGAGAGGGAUGAAAGAGCAGCCCGCCGCAGUGCCCGGCAGAGUUUCUAUUCGUGGGGCCCGGAGGUCCUUUGGAUCUUCUGAAAACUGCAGCAGUAGUGUCAUCAAAAGCCCGACGUCACCCGUGGGGAGUGCCCCAGAGGAAAGCAGGGAUGUUGAGGACUCAAAACUGGUCAAUAGACUUAACGCCGGGCCUAUUUCAAGGCGGCUGGAGAACUUCAUUGUGGAUGGCGACAAAGACGAGUCAGUGCAAGCUUCUGCUGAAAGUCCUGAGAAACCGAGCAGCCCCACUGAGCGCUCGCUGCCAUCCCCUCUACGAGGGAGUCCCCAGAAACCCACCUCCCCUGGUACUGAUCCAGCACACAAACCCACAUCCCCAAACUCUGACACGUCACCCAAACCUUUCUCACCUAAAUCAGACUCCCACAGCCCUCCGUUCAAGUCCAUCAGUCCGAUUUCAUAUAACCCGACCUCUCCGACCAGCAGGAGCACCGGCGAGCCUCGUUCACCCACUGCUCAAAGCCCGUUUAAGCCGUCUCCGUCAUCAGGAAAUGACUCGGUGAGAGAGUCCAUGACAAAUGAACCAACCCAACUUAGUAGUACUCCAGCGAAAGAUGUCAAAUCUUCAGCAAGUAGCCUAUAUAAACGGCCUCUGAGUCCCGAGGAACCAAAAAGUGAAAACAACAUAAUUCGCAGUCCGUCUAGGGACAUCUCUCGUGAGCAGGCCCCACAAUGUCUGGACCCCACUGGUGCAGGAGUGGUCCGGGCCGAGCUGGUAGUGGUCCAGAACGAGUCUUCAGAAAGCGAGGAGAGUGAUGAAGAGUUUUUGGAGGAUGCUAUGACAGAGGUGAAGCUACAAAGGGAACUUAAAUCUGAGGCACCGAUAGAAGAUGUUGCUGACUCUCUGAAGGUGUUAUCACCUCAAAACCAUUCAGAGGACAAACGGCUGGAGAAGGAUGUGUGCUUCUCAGCAGAGCUGAAGAAAGAGCAACCAAAUCAAGAGGAUGAAGAGGAGGAGGAGGAGGAGGAGAUCAUACAAAAGAGGAAUAGCUGUCAUGAAGAUAAUGAUGAGGACAGCGAGCAGGAAGAUCCAGCUGAAUGUGGGAAAACUUCUCCGGUGUUUUAUAGUUUUGAGAACGCAGCGUUUGUGGAUGAUAAGGAACUGGUUCAGGACCUGCAGGUUGAGGAGGAUGAGGAUGAAACUGAGGUGUAUGAGGAGUUUGAGGAAGUUCCUGGUUUGUCUGAGGAUGAAGAACAGCCUCCAAGAAGGAAAAUCAGGUUCUCCACUGAGCCGAUACGGGUGUACAGCACGCUCUCUAAUGAAGAGUACGACCGGAGGAACGAUGAUGUGGAUCCUGUGGCGGCGUCGGCCGAGUACGAGCUGGAGAAACGGGUGGAGAAGAUGGACGUGUUUCCCGUGGAGAUCGAGAAAGGUGAUAAAGGGCUGGGGAUCAGUAUUAUAGGGAUGGGUGUUGGGGCAGACCAGGGUCUGGAGAAACUGGGCAUCUUCGUCAAGACUAUCAUGCAGGACGGAGCUGCAGAGAGAGAUGGGAGGAUCCAGGUGAAUGAUCAGAUUGUGGAGGUGGAUAGCAUCAGUCUGGUUGGUGUGACGCAACUCUUUGCUGCGACCGUCCUCAAGAACACGAAGGGAACUGUCAGAUUUCUGAUUGGCCGAGAGAAGCCAGGUACUCAGAGUGAGGUGGCCCGACUGAUCAGCGAGACCCUCGAGCAGGAAUGGCAGCAGCAGCAGCAGGUGGACGACACAUACGAGCAGUCCACUGAAGAGGACGAGCACUACGAGGAUGAGGAGGAAGGGGGAGAGGAUGGCAUCCUUGGUUCGAGUUUCGGCAGGAGGAAUGUGGAAGUGUACGAUCUGCCCGAGAGCGAGGAAAUGUUCCUGCCGUCAAACAUGGACGCCGCUCAAGUGACGUUCAGAUUUAAAGAGCUCCAGAUAAAACACACUAUUGCAGAAGCCGAAGUAGAUGAACUGAAAGAGCGAUUGAGAGAGUCAUCAGAGGAGCGUGCGGCGUGGGAGGCGAGGGAAGCUCAGUUAGAGAGGAGCGUUCAGGAGAACUCUGAGAGGAUCACUCAGAUGGAAAAGAACUGGCUGGAGGCUCAGGCUCUCUGCAAAAGCAUCAACGAACAGCUCAAUGACACGCAGAGUCAAUAUGAAGCUCUGGAUAUAAAAUACAGCAAAGCCAAGAAACUGCUGAAGGACUAUCAGCAGAAAGAGGUGGAGUAUGAGCAGAGGGAGGAGGACUUAAGGAGAACUCUGGAGGAGAGAGAGGCUAAAUAUAAAAUUCAGAUAGAGGAUCUGCAGCGCAGGCUGGCAAAGCUUGAAUCUGGUCGUCAUGAGUCUCCACUGUCGGGCAGUAAGUCUGCAGAUUCAAUUCUGCUGGGAGCGGACUGGAGUGAGGUGGUCCCUGAGACGGAGCGUUUGGACACCAGCGCCCAUCGCGCAAAGGCCCAGCUGGCCCAGAGAUCCAAACGGCAGCCGCCGUCCCGCAGUAAACUCAAAGAGACGCUCAGCUCGCCAGCGAGAAGCCCACAGGGUUAUGAUGAGAGUCAGUCUGUGAGUCCCGAGUCUCCUCCGCCUCGUAGGAGAUCGAUCCAGGAGAGUUUGACCCUGCCAGUCGUCACAUCUUCCCCUGCAAACCACCCGAAGGACGAAGGUUCUGUUACAGGCAGCAGCCAAUCAGUGCAGAGGGAUCCUCAAGACCCCGCCCUCUCCACCCCUAAAGACUCCUCCCCCUCCAGCUUCCUGCGGAAUGUAAAGAAGAGAGAGUCUAAAGGCAAGGGCAAAGAGGUCAAAGCAGAAGAGUCUAAUGAUGCGGCUGGAAAAGCCAAAAGAAGAUUCCCAGAUUUUGGUGGUUUAAGGAAAUCUGGAGGAAAGGGGAAAAAACUAAGCAAAGAAGCCACGAGGGCGUCACUGGACAGCAGGGGUUCAGCGGAGUUACUGGAGGAGUCAGGGGCCCGAGUCUCCCCUUCAGAGUCCAUGACCUCCAUCCCCACCUGCAUGCCCUUCUCCUGGUUUGGAGAGAAAGACCGUGACAGAGAGCCGUCGUCCUCCUCCAGCAGUCUCCCAUACACCACUGCAGACGCCAGCGAACACAGCCACAGCUCCAAAAACAAGACAAACCUCUCCUGGUCUUCUCUGUUCAGUCGCUCCUUAGAUUUGAGUUUGUCAGUGCUAGAUGAUUCGAACCCCAGCAGUCCUGCUUCAGAUUUUUCUGGGCUGGUGGUGGAGCCCAACCUGUCAGGCCGCUCUCAUACAUUAACCUUCUCCUCCAGCGAGAUGCUGGAUGAGGAGCCUUGUUCUGGAGGGAAGGAGUAUCAUUGGCAGAACCGUCCCGUCUCUGAUUGGACGUCCCAGCAGGUGUGUCACUGGCUGAUGGGUAUGAACAUGGAUCAGUACACACCUGAGUUCAGCACACAGGCCAUCGAUGGACAGCAGCUCCUCAACCUGGACAGUGACAGACUCAAGGCUCUGGGUGUUUCCAGUCAGAAUGACCGAGCCACAAUCAAGAAGAAACUGAAGGAGAUGAAGAAAGCCCAGGAGAAGAUGGAGAAACAGCGGGAGAAGCGGGAGAAAGAGGCCAGACGCAGCGGACGGCUGCCUGCCAGCACUGACUCCGUGUGCUGAUGAUGUUCAGAGCAUCACGGUUUCUUCAUCUUUUCACUUUAAUUCUCCACACACUCCAGAGGCAGUUCCUCCGACACGCAUGAGCCGUUCUAGAGGAGUCGCUAUGAAUGCAUUCAGUCAGUAAUAGGCAGUCAUCCUGAAACACUAAUGAAGCUGCUUACAAGACCACAGUUUACUCUCUUCAGUUCAGUCUGUGCAGCACAAAUAUGAGCAGAAUGUGCAUCUACAGGUAGUGCAUUUACUUAGAAAAGUGUUUACAGGGUGCUGUAAAAAGAAAAGCAAAUGUUUUUUUUUUUAAUCAGUAUUUUGUCUUUAUUUUCAGUCAAAUAUCUCCACAUCCCUAAAACAAGAUAAAUCUACUUGCAUAACAAGAGGUGACUUACAGAUUCAGACAGAUCGGAGAAUGUACAAAAUUGUAUUAAAUGUUUAUUUUUGUUGUUGUUUUUGCCACAAGCUUAAAUUCCCAAGAAGAAGAAAUUGCGUUUAACUCAAGACCCGUCCUCUAAAACAAAUCUAUAUCUCUGCUUCUCAAGUAAUUGUGUCUUAAGGACGUUUUUACUGGAAAACAAGACAAAAUACUGAUUAAGAAAAAUAUCUUUGCAGUGUUCCGAGUAAUAAGAGAUUUUUUUUUUUCUUUUAGACUAGCUUGUAAGAAAAUUAAUAUGGCUGUCCAAUUUAUAGCAGACCAAAACUUUUAUUAGUUUUAAUUGUAUUUUAUGAUACCGCUGUAGGGGCUAUUAAAAAACAAUCUUGGUAAGGGAUAUAUAAAUAUUUAGAUGCCAACUUUGCCGCUAAUAUUGUGGCACGAAUAGUGCUUUUAAAAAGAUUUCUUAGUCAUUUUUUGGAUCCUUGUACAGUCGAGUGAUAUUGAGCACUAUAUUUUUACUGAAACAAAGGGGAACAUGGUUUAUAAAUGUACAAAUGAGAUAUUUAAUACACCACUAUUAGCAUAGCUUUACGGAAGAGACAUUAACUUUUGUACACAUUUUCUACUAAGUAGAAUAGCUUGUUGGGCAAAACCAUUUUGCUAAUUCUGAAAAGCAGUGAAACUCAAAGCGAAAGGUGUUUGUACAUCACGUUUGUUGUUUUUAUUUGGACGGUUACUGCUGUUAUAUUAUGGAUAUGGUUAAAAAAAUACACAAUUGUUACAGAAAGCAGCGUAGUUUUAUUAGUGGCCAUGGCCCAAAUUGUAACAGAGGGUGUAAUGAAUUUGAAAUACUGAUUAUCAACUGAUUGUAAGCGUCGUUUUCAAAGAGACGCCACCUGUGCUCAUGUCAUCGUGAUUCUGUGGUUAUAUUUUUCUACCUUGUGAAAUAGAUGAUUUUGAACAGACAAAAAUCAAGCUUUCUAUCUGGUACAAAUAAAUGCUUUCACCUCUUGUAAAAGAAAAGAAACGGUGUGUUUUCAAGUUCCCUUCACAGCAGAACUGAUUUUAAACCGUAAACGUGGAGAAAGUCUGUUCGGUCACUGCUCAGUUAGCUAUUAAAAAGCAGAAGAUUCAGAUCUGUACACUAGUGAUGGGCGCUUUCGAAGCACUGCUUCGUUGAAGCUUCGAAACCUUUGCGAAUCAUUUGCUUCAAGCCCGUGAGUCUGCCGAAGUCACGUUAUUUCAGGAGAUGAACCUACGUUGCGUCAUCUGUGUGAACGUUUUUAUGCGUUUUAUUUAACCUGAUCUCGGAUUUGCCGAUAUUUUCAAUGACAUUUGUAUAAAAGAAAGAUUAGUAGUUAAUGGCCUCUUAUAGCCAAGCCCUGCAAAUGAAUAAAAGAACACAUGCAGAAACUUCAUAUUUAUUGGUAUUUGAUUUUCUUAUUUGCAUUUAGUAGAUUAUAUUUAAAAUAAAACAUUUGCUGUGGGUUUUGAUCAAGCGACAACCUCCCGCUCGCUCUUGUGAAGCCAACACGGAAGUGACUUAAACUGUAAUUCAUCAACUGGCCGCUAGAG
Messenger RNA from Sinocyclocheilus grahami, 6271 nucleotides. RefSeq names its product neurabin-1-like. Gene Ontology annotation, molecular function: actin filament binding. Gene Ontology annotation, cellular component: actin cytoskeleton; postsynaptic density; dendrite. Bases 253 to 4329 code for a protein of 1358 amino acids. The transcript is spliced from 20 exons. The record is from RefSeq and is a predicted model, not a curated record. Lineage: Eukaryota; Metazoa; Chordata; Actinopteri; Cypriniformes; Cyprinidae. Gene Ontology annotation, biological process: neuron projection development; calcium-mediated signaling; actin filament organization.